AUGUCUUCGUCAAAAGGAACUACUUUAUCUUUUCAGUAUCCACAAUUAUCUAAGCUCAACUAUGACAAUUGGGCAGCCCGAAUGAAAGCAAUUCUCGGUGCUCAAGGAGUGUGGGAGAUGGUUGAGAAAGGCUAUGUAGAACCAGAGAAUGUAGACAAGUUAACAGAAGCUCAGAAGGAAGAAUUAGAAAAUAAAAGAAAGAAAGAUCAAUGUGCACUUACUAUCAUUCAUCAAGGCUUGGAUGGUGAUAUGUUUGAGAAGAUUGUUGAUAAAACCAAUGCAAAGAAAGCUUGGGAUACUCUUCAAAAUUCCGUCAUAGGAGUUGAAAAGGUGAAGAAGGUUCGUCUUCAAACUCUAAGAGUUGAGUUUGAGUCUCUAAUGAUGAAAGAGACUGAAUCCAUUUCGGAUUAUUUCACCAAAGUUUUGACGGUAGGACACCAAAUGAAAAGGUUUGGAGAAAAAUUAGAAGAUGUUCGUGUUGUUGAGAAAAUCGUUCGUUUUCUCAACUCAAAAUUUUACCAUGUGGUGGUAGCCAUUGAGGAGUCCAAAGAUUUGGAUACGAUGUCUAUUGAUCAGUUGAAUGGUUCCUUACGAGCCCAUGAAGAAAGAAUGGAUAAAGGCAAGCAAGAACGUGUGGAGCAUGUCUUGCAGGCAAAACUUUCGUGGAAUGCUAGAGGAGAAACCAACGAAAGUGAAAGACAAGGACGAGGUCGAGGCCAUGGACGAGGACGAGGACGUGGUUAUGGAAGAGGAAGAGAUGAGAAAAAUUAUUCUCAAGAGAAAAGAAAUCAAAAUUUUUCUCGAGGUCGUGGAAGAGGAAGAACAGUUGACAAAAGACACAUUGAAUGCUAUUCAUGUGGAAAGAAUGGACAUUAUUUUUGGGAGUGUUAG
Messenger RNA from Arachis ipaensis, 891 nucleotides. RefSeq lists its product as uncharacterized. NCBI's taxonomy places the organism in Eukaryota, Viridiplantae, Streptophyta, Magnoliopsida, Fabales, Fabaceae. The record is from RefSeq and is a predicted model, not a curated record. Gene Ontology annotation, molecular function: nucleic acid binding; zinc ion binding.